Messenger RNA from Thamnophis elegans (Western terrestrial garter snake), 3400 nucleotides. It is a transcript of the gene DDO, whose product is annotated as D-aspartate oxidase. The coding region runs from base 1628 to 2653 and encodes 341 amino acids. NCBI's taxonomy places the organism in Eukaryota, Metazoa, Chordata, Lepidosauria, Squamata, Natricidae. The transcript is spliced from 6 exons. Gene Ontology annotation, molecular function: D-amino-acid oxidase activity; FAD binding. The record is from RefSeq and is a predicted model, not a curated record.
ACCACUGACUUGGAUCAAUACUUUCCAAAUUGAUAGAUCUGGGCUUGCAGAGUACCAGAAGUUAAAAUAUUGUGGAUUGUGGUUCAAUGAAAGGUGUUGAUAAAUCAAUGAAAGUCAUAAAUGUUUGGAGUGAACCCAGAGCAAUUGCAACUGUUUCUGACAAAUGAAUUUUGAAAAUGAGUUUAGUGACUACACUUCCAUAUGUUAAACCAUGGUUUGAUUCACCCUGGUUUAAUGAAUGAACUCCAUUUGACUAAGUUUAUAAAAUUUGUAGACUUACAGGGGAGUCUAGAUGAUGUCCUCUACCCUAAACCCCUCUCUAGGAUAAGAAUCCUUGGGUUUCUUAUGCUGUCCUUUGUUUGAAAACAUUCAAUGAUGGAACACCCAUAACUUUAGAAGGCAGGCUAUUUCCACCGUUUAAGAGCUAUUAUGAUCAGCAAACUAGUCCUUAUUUUGAGAUUGGAACUCUCUCUAAAAAACAUUGGUUGUUGCCCAAUUCUCAGGCAGUACAGAGAAUAAAUGCAUGACUUGUGAUGGCUCUUCAAGUAUUCAAAGACUGCUAUCAUGUCUCCCCUUUGUCUUCUCUUCUUAAGGCUUAGACAUAUCCAAUUCUUUUAACAUUAUUUCAUAGAGGUUAAUCUCCAGGAUUUCAUUGUCUUUGUUGCUCUUUCUCUACACACUCCCCAGUUUCUCAGCCGUCUUCUUUGUUUGGGGAAAGCAAACACCCAACCUCUAUUGCCAAUUGCUGUCGACUAAUGCUGUGGAUCACUUCCAUGGUUUUGACAUUAUACACUGUACCUCUGUACCAGCCUCUGCUGCUGUAGUCAAAAACUACAUUGGCUCUUUUGGCAGCUGCAGCACAGUGCUGCUUGUGCUUAAUUUGUGAUUUUCCAGAACCUUCUGCAACCACUGCCAAGCCAAGGUACCAAUAUGAGCAUCUCAAUUCACAUCCCUGAAUAGAAUUUUGCUAAACAGAACUCCACAUCUUUGAACCUUCAGUCUGUUUUGUGAGAUAGUAACAAUUUCCCGCCCCCCUCCAUCUCUUGUGUUAUCUGCAAAUAUGCUGAGCCCUCCCUUUUAUGCCCGCAUCUAUGUCAUUUGUAAAUAGGCUGAAGAGCACCGGGUGCAGGGCGGAACGCUGUGAGAUAUUCCACUGCAUAACCCUCUUUCAUGCAACCCAUACGAAAUAAUAUGGAAGCUUCACAUGUUUUCUGUGUGUUUUUUUUAGUACUGUGGUGCCCAUACAAUUUAGCCGUUCUGAUUAAAAAGCGUAGCAAAAGCAACCCACUCAAAUACUUUCCCCUAUGUCUUCAGAUAGCAGACGGGCUACUAUUAGCAGCAGUUCCCAGGGCUGCCUCAAAAGGAAAUCGCCUCCGAAAGCCGCAUCUUUCACAAGCCUUUUCUAGCGCGCACGCGCGAGCGAGCCACAAAAAAGGAGCAAGAUACUUUUUUUCUCCCACUCUGUCCAAUCAGAAUCGAAUAGAGGUUGGCUAAUCAUGAUAACUCCGCCCACUGGAUCAUGUUUUCCGGUUGUUAAGCUUGGACCUCUGAUAACGCAACGCUUCUGUGCGAAAGCAGCGCUUGUCAGAAAACAUCUGGUUUCUUCUGUGAAGAAGAAAGCAGAAACAUGGCCAAGGCAAAGAUUGUCGUCGUUGGGGCUGGUCUGAUCGGUUUAUCCACCGCUGUGUACAUUUCAGACUCCAUUACAAACUGCACUGUGUCUGUCAUGGCUGAUAGAUUUUCUCCUAACACGACCAGCGAUGUUGCUGCAGGGAUGCUUAUCCCACAUCUUUAUCCAGGCACACCUGUUGAUCAGCAGAAGCAGUGGUUUAGGGAGACUUUUGACCAUCUGUUAUCCAUCUGUAAUUCCUCAGAGGCCUCAGAAGCUGGGAUUCACUUGGUAUCUGGCUGGCAAAUAUUUAAGGACAUUCCUGAGGAGAAGACGCCAUUCUGGUGUGAUGUGGUUCUGGCCUUUCGCUCAAUGACUGAAAAGGAGCUGAAGAGAUUUCCACAGCACAAAUAUGGUCAAGCUUUUACCACACUGAAAUGUGACUGCCCAUCGUAUUUAAUUUGGCUGGAGAAAAGGCUGAAAGAAAAUGGAGGCCAGGUGCAUGCAAGGAAAAUAGAAGAUCUUUGGGAGCUACACCAUGAUUUUGACAUCAUAGUAAACUGCUCAGGCAUUGGUUCCCGAAAACUUACAGGGGAUCUAGAGCUAUACCCCACCAGAGGGCAAGUUCUCAAGGUUCAUGCUCCUUGGAUCAAGCACUUCAUUCGUGAUGGUGAUGGUUUGACCUACAUCUAUCCAGGGAUACAUAAUGUAACAUUAGGUGGGAUAAGAGAAAAAGACAACUGGAAUUUGUCCCCGGAUCCCAUUAUCAGCAAAAACAUAUUUGAUAGAUGCUCCACACUUGAGCCUUCACUUCGGACAGCUGAAAAUAUAAAAGUGAGGGUGGGCCUGAGGCCAUCUCGGUCAGCUGUGAGAAUACACAAGGAAGUGCUGACUCACAAGCGUGAGAGGUUGCUAGUGGUUCACAAUUAUGGCCAUGGGGGAGGUGGUUUUUCAAUACACCAGGGUACUGCCAAGGAGGCAACUCAGCUGGUUAAGGAGUGCCUUGAAACCCUGGCAAUACCUGGGUGUAAGGCAAAGCUGUAAGUAGGAAAGGAAUAUUUCUCUUUUGAUCCACUGGUCUAGCCGACUAGGAUUUUGGGUGUGAUGUCAAAUCUGGAGGAACGUCAUCCAGCUGAUUAUAUGUCAGUCACUUACCUAAUUGCUCAGUGUUUGUGGUCCUCUUAGGAAAACAUAAAGCACUAACACCGAAGGGAAGAAGGACCACCUGCUAGACUCCCCUGAUCAGGAAGACCCUAGCUUAGAACUAGCAACCUUCAACUUUUUGCAGCCAAUUCAUGGGAAGCGAUUGCCCCAGUUGUAUAUAUGUAUGUUACACUGUCAUGGAGUUCAUGUGUGGAUAUGGAGGUGACUCUUCAGUCCCAGUCUGGAAAUGCAGACUCUAUACCAAUGGGGCUACUGGAAGCCCAUCAUUGCAAUAACUGUGGCUGUUAAUUCUGUGACGGUGUUCAUGGUUUUCUAUCAGUUUUGGUGGCACCUGGCUUCAAAGCCUAUGCAAGACUUUGUAGUUCGUUCAUUACUCAAAACCAUUUAUCAAGAAGUCCUUUUUACCCAUUAUAGGCAUAGCCCUUUCACUUUUAGUUUCCCUGUUGUGAUUGGGCAACCGGUUGGGGUAUCAUUAUCUAAAGAAAAACCAGCUUUACCUCAUUUUAAACCCAGAUUGGGAAGCACUGGGUUAAAGUGUUGAAUUAGAGUCUCAGUGGCGCAGUGGUUAGAGUGCGGUACUGCAGGCUACUUCUGCUGGCUGCUGGCUGACUGUAAUUUAGCAGUUCA